Messenger RNA from Zea mays, 431 nucleotides. RefSeq lists its product as uncharacterized. The record is from RefSeq and is a predicted model, not a curated record. Bases 38 to 415 code for a protein of 125 amino acids. NCBI's taxonomy places the organism in Eukaryota, Viridiplantae, Streptophyta, Magnoliopsida, Poales, Poaceae. The transcript has a single exon.
AUAUGUUCUGACAAAGAAAAUUUAUUUGACCAAUCACAUGUGUGCGGAUUCAAGGAGCAAGCAACAGCGCGAGACGGCCGGAGCUCAGGACGCCGAGCAGCAGAGGCAUGGAUCCGCUGGAGACACAGAGCAGCAGAGGCAGCGGAGUCGCUGGGCCGCGGAUCCGUCCGCCCGGAGCUCAGGCCGCGGAGCAGCAGAGGCACGGAGCAGCUGGAGAUCGACCGGAUCCGUCCGCCCGGUAGGCCGCCGCGCCGGUGAAGAUCCAUCCGCCUGGAGAAGACCGGCACGCCUGCCUGCUCCAGCUCGAGGAGCGCUGGAGAUCCACCCGCCUGGAGAAGACGCUGCCGCGUCUGCCUGCCUGGACAAAACCGGCAGGCCGCCGUGCUUUCGAAGAAUCAGGCCGCGGCGCCAGUGAAGAAGCAAGUCGCGAC